Messenger RNA from Malaya genurostris, 1852 nucleotides. RefSeq lists its product as uncharacterized. Bases 91 to 1791 code for a protein of 566 amino acids. The record is from RefSeq and is a predicted model, not a curated record. Gene Ontology annotation, cellular component: extracellular region. NCBI's taxonomy places the organism in Eukaryota, Metazoa, Arthropoda, Insecta, Diptera, Culicidae. Gene Ontology annotation, molecular function: chitin binding. The transcript has 5 exons.
UUGUACGAGUCGAACUUGCAACAGUGAUAUUUCAAAACUGUUAACUGUAAGAUUGUCAAAUCUUCGAAAUAAUAUCGAAAAAAAUUAAAAAUGAAACUUCUCGCGGUUUACACAAUCGCACUGCUGAUUGGUAUUCAUAACGCUAUUAACGUCGAUCCUGAAUGUGUAGGAAUUCGUAAUGGAAGUACUUUUCGACAUGUAAAAGAUUGUGCGCGGUAUUAUUCUUGCAGAGAAGGAAAGUUCGAAGCUCACACAUGUCCAGCUGGGCUAAAUUGGGACCAAAGACGGCGUGUAUGUCUACCACCGGACAUGGUUUUGUGCCAACUAGGUCCGUUCUUACCAACUACUGAUCCUAAGCCAAUCUGGACUACACCACCAUCCGUCGCAACAACAGUAACUGUUGCGAUUAACCAGAAUGAAGAACCCGUCAAUGCAUACAAAUGCCCAUCCUUUGGAGUAUCAAGUGUCCCGCAUCAGCACAGCUGUGCUAAAUAUGUAAUGUGUUUUGACGGCAAACCAGUAGUUCAAAACUGUGCUCCGGGUCUGCACUUCAACUCUCAAUCUCAACAGUGCACCUUUCCAAUAAACGCAAAAUGCGUUCUGCAAGAUGGCAUCUGUCCCGCCAACAACGACAAACUAGUUUUCAUUGCUGAUAAAUUCGACUGUGCCAAGUACUACUACUGCUACAAUGGAGAACCCCACGAGAACAGCUGCGGAGAUGGCCUUCACUGGGAUCCCGUUAAUAAUUGGUGUACUCCCGUUGAGCGCUCACAUUGCACCAAUUUUUCUCCAUUCAAGGAAAUCGAUGAACCAUUCUUGACUCCAAAAACUGUUCCCUGCGGAAAUCCAUCCGCUCACUGGGUGGAACAUCCGAGAAGCUGCCGCCAUUAUUACCUUUGCUACAAAGGGAAAGCAACUCUAAAACGUUGUGACGACGGUCUGUACUGGGACUACAAGCAAGGAUCAUGCAACUAUGGAAUACUGUCGAGUUGCAAUAAAGCCACCAUCGCAGCCAGUUGUGCAACAGUGUUUGAAAUUGAAGUGGCAGCUGAUCCCAUUUCAGGAUGUGGACCUUGCAACAAAAAAACGGUUACUGAAAGAUUUUUUCAAAGCAUGUACAAUAAUAUCUUGCGAUGUUUUGCAAUAGUUACCAUAGUUUCUUUCGCCACCGGUGAGUUCGAUCCAUUAAUUUGCAUGAACCUACCGGAUGGCACCAAAGUUCCUAGUCCGACAGUUUGCAAUCAAUUCUAUGUGUGCGAGGACGGAAUGCUAAGCGAAGAAGGAAUAUGUCCCCCGAAUAUGCUGUUUAAUCCUGACAAUGAGGAGUGUGAUUUCCCUGAAAAUGUGGACUGUGGAGAUGUUCCUCUACCUCCGGAAAUGGAAACUGAGGCUCCAACCGAAGGUACAACUGAAUCAGCAAUGACAACUGAUUCCACGGCAGCAAUGGAAAGUUGUCCAGAAAAUGAUCCACCCGAACCGUUAUUUCUGUCCGUCCCCGAUAAUUGCAAUGCUCAUAUCUUGUGCUAUCAAGGCAAAGAAGUUUUACUAGAGUGCACUGCUGGACUACACUGGAAUAUAGAAACUAAGAAAUGUGAUUAUCCGGCAAAUGCUAACUGCGCUGAACCGGAUGAAUUUGGUUGCCCUAAGAAUGGCAUAGAUUUUCUCGCUCAUCCAGCUAACUGCAGGAAAUAUAUAUACUGUAGGGACGGAUUUUCGCGAGUGCAAAGCUGUACGUUUUUGCAUAAAUUUGAUCCCACCAAGAAAACCUGCACAAUUGAUUAUGAAUGCUAAGCAUAGUUGUUAAUUCUUCAAAUAGAGAGAUAUGUAAGGGUAAUCUCAAAACAGACUUUCA